Molecule: messenger RNA, 2055 nt
Organism: Symbiodinium sp. CCMP2592
Lineage: Eukaryota; Dinophyceae; Suessiales; Symbiodiniaceae
Source: the annotation of a GenBank genome assembly
AUGCAAGACAGACAGCAAAUGGCUGGAGCUGUCAACUUCUGGCAGCCGCGGCAGGAGCAGCAGUUGCCGACCGAUACAAAUUGGUUUGGGAAUGAUUCCGCGCCUGAUGGUGUGACUCCAGCAGAGUUGGCUCUUCUGCAGCGGCAUCUGAACGAUGGAUCUCAGUGGCAGUGGUGGGGGGCGGAAGCACCAGCACAGAGCGGCAGCGCCCCAGCCGGCGACGGCGAAUGGGCGGCCGGCGGGGUCUGGCCCUGGCAGGGCUCAGGCAUGUCUGAGAUGAAUGGGGCGGCCCGCCCAGCAAUGGAGGCUGCCCAGGCUGUCCAGGCAGCACAGACAAUGACUGCCAUGGCUUCUGAAGGCGACUGGUCCGCGGGGGGGGCGCAGCCAUGGAAUUGGCAAGGCACGUCCGAUGUGGACGCUGCCACUUCGCUUCCGCAAGUGGAGGUUCAGGCGCAAGCUCCGUCCUGGUCCUGGGAUCAGGGCCGGCAAGGCUUGGCCGAGAACUCUGCGACGCCGAUGAGAAGUUCCCUCCCCCAGGUGGCCGCAAAGAUCCUCGGAGCACCUCCGGGUCUCAGCGCCCCCGCAGCCGACGUGGACCCCGACAAGGGCCUCGCGGAGCAGAUGUCGUCUGCGGUGGCGCUGUUCCUGGCCGGCGCGGAUUUCGACGAAGCGGACAGCGACGAAGAGCCUUCGCCAGAACCAGUGCCCAGCGGCGUGGUCGGCGAGGCAUCUUCCACCUUUGGCGCCUCCGCGCUUGAUGCCCCACCCUUUGUGCCGGGCCUGGGUGUGAGCACCCCAGAAGCCUCGCAAAAGAUCCAGACCUCACGGAUGAUGCCGGACGCGACUGCGACGACUGCGACGACUACCACUACGACGACCACGAGCGCAACGUCAACCCAGGUGGCCGAGCCUGCCACUCCGGAGACAACGAGUUCGUCGGGUCAAACGACCGAGCGGACCGAGUUGCGCCUGGACGACAUCCUUCCUAAGGAGGCGACGCCGUCGAUCACCAGCCCCGAGGGCCUGAACGACUUCUUCGCCAUCCUGCGCCAGCAGCCUCUUCCGGCAGACUUAGCGAAUGACCCGAGGGCAUUCUCUAUCUUCACCGGCUCCAUUGCCAAGCAUAUCCUGAUUCUGUACAAGAAGCGCCUUCGACCGACCGUCAAGUUGUUGCAGAGCAUGCUGCGGGAGACCGGCGCUUUUACCGAGGAGAUCAUCCAAUCGCUUCUCCUCGUUUGUGCAAGGGAUGUGCCCAAGAUCUACUCCAUUCGGCAAGCCCCGAUGGGUGGGCAGCCGGUUGUUCUACUUACCAAGCCUCCGAUGUGGUUCCAGGGCUUCCAAGACGAUGAUCUAGUUCAGGAAGAGCCUGAUUCUGCCAACACAGUUUACCCCGAAAGCCAUGCCGCGGACAAGCAGGCGCCACAACAGCUGGCGUCCGCCGAUUCCGAGCUCCUGAAGGCCUUCCACGGCCUUCUUUGGGACGAGUCCAUGCUCCUGCCCAAGCAGAUAACGAAAGCCGCCUUGGAGCUGCAGCGCAACUACUCGCCAUUUGUCCAUACCGCGAUGCCAGACUUGGAAAACGUGGUCAAGGAAGCUUUGCGAAGGAAGUGGCUCCGGUCUAGCAGCGAUGGCUUACGACCCUCCAACUUCGGAUCCAACAGUUCCAGGAAGCCUGCGCCUAUUGGGCCACUCGCCCCCGGAGCUUACCCCGCGCAAGCAGCUGGAGGCUUUCAGACUGCUCAAAGGGAGCAGCAGUCGUGGAAGCAUCAGGCAAGCUCAGAGACUUCAAACGAUGGGCAGGAAAAAACUGCUGAUGGACAGGACUCGGUGGGGGUUGACCCGCUUCAGAAGCAGGAUGUGUCGGGCUUGCUCAAUGAGCUGAUGUUAUUGUUCCCAACCGGCAUGCGCUUCGCGGCGCUUAAGGAGCACCUCAAAGCCUCCAAUGAUGGGCAUUUCUCUGAGAACUCCUUCCUUUGUCCCACAAUCGCUAAUGAGUACGAAGGGCUUCCAGAGAAGGUGGUCAACGGAGGCCCGACGACAGAGCAAAGUUCUUGA